AUGGCUCCAGGUAUGUUCACCACUGUCUGCAUCUCCGAAUUUACUCUCACCGGUGUAGGCGGCAAAGAAUCUGAGCAACAAUGGCCUCCACGAUCCCCGCACGAAGCGCUUCUUAGCACACCCAAAGGCCGGGAACGAUACCGCGAGAUGCUUCAAACCUCUCCGAGCCCUUCGCCCUCCCGCAACGGUCGCUUCAAUGCAAAUCCCUUGGUGUCUGCGAGCAACGGACUCGGAAUCCAAGACGCGAGCGACGACGACGAGGAAGACGAGGAGACUCUUCAGCUCAAGCUACAAGAGAUACAAGCAAAGCUACGACUCAAGAAGCUACAAAAUGCGAGAGUCAAAACAGAUUCUGGGGUCAAUGUGGGUGGAAGAAUUGCGCUUUCAGCCUCGCCUUCCAUCUCAGACCGUCGACAAGUGCCUAAGAGCCCAGGAGGCAAUCAGAAUGCCAUUCAGAUCCCAGCGUCGCCUGUACGAAAGCUUCAGGCCCCGCAAAUACAGACGUCGCCUAGUAGAGUGCUCUUAGGUAUUGACAAGGGGCUGACGGCCAAAGACGUAUCGUUGAAGCGGGCUCCAAGUCACAAGCGUCUCAACAGCGCGCUGAGUCCACGGUCAGGUGCUGGCCCGCUCACGGCGUCUUCUACGGAAGCUGCUGCGCCAGCAAGCAGUUUCAGUGAGCGUCUUGCAGGACUCAGAACAGAAGCAGCAUUCCGCAAAGAACGUCAGGCCAAGAUCCAAAGCGUUCGUUCCAAUGCUUUCGCGAUCGGAAGGGCUGAGAUGGAUAACUACAAGAAGGAUGCUGUCGAAGUCCCAGACGUCCCGUUGGCACCACCUCUGUUUACGAGAGAGCAAGUUCUGGGCAAGAAAAAGUCUACAGAUGGUUUUCUGACGAGGAGUCGCACAGCUCCAUCUGGCAAGCUUACAUACGGCACCACCGAAGAUUUAGCCAACAACGCCGGUACGACUUUAUCCCUGGGCCCAUCAACCGAGAAGGAGCAACCCUCCUACGAGCUCUACUCUAGCUUUCAUCUCUCUCGACGUAUUCUUCCGCACAAUGUCCUGACUCGCGGUGUACUUGACAAGAAAUCAUACAGCAUCAAAGACUUGCUGCGCGAUGUUAAAGCACCCGAUUUCAGCCUGCCCGAUGUGGAACAGGAUAUUGUCGUGUUUGGCAUCCUUGCGAAGAAAUCAGAGCCUCGCUCACACAAGGCAGGGACAGGCAAGAACAAGGAUGAAGACAGAGGCAAAUAUAUGGUCAUGACCCUAGUCGAUCUGGAAUUCGAGGUUGAUCUGUUCCUUUUCAACAGCGGCUUUGAGCGCUUCUGGAAGUUGAGCGAACGCACCGUUGUUGCUAUUCUGAAUCCAAACAUUAUGCCUCCGCCGCCAGGAAGACAGGAUACAGGGCGCUUUAGUCUCGUUAUCAACUCUGACGAGGAUACCAUCUUGGAAAUCGGCAUUGCUCGUGAUUUGGGAUUCUGCAAGUCUGUGAAAAAAGAUGGCAAACCUUGCGGCUCGUGGAUCAACAAGAGGCGAACAGAAUUCUGUGAAUUUCACUCAAAUGAAGCGGUCAAGAAGCAAAGGUCAUCACGAAUAGAAAUGAACAACAGCGGAUUCGGCGGGCAGACCCGCACCAAGAUCCCGGGCUUUGGACACCGCGAUUGGGUGCCGAAAAAGAACACGAAUAACAGUUUUGACCGCGAGACGCAGACGCAUUGGUUUGCGGCACGCUCGAUGAGUUCAGCGGACUUGAUAGAUGGGAAAGAUGUCAGUCUUGGGGAUCGGAAAGAAAGGGCUGAAUUUUUGAAGAGGAGCCUGGAGGCGAAAGAAAAGGAGAGAGAAAUCAUGAACAAGCUGGGGCAAAUAGGGAGCGCUGCCGGCCGAGAGUAUAUGAAAAUUUCCGGGGCCAAGGCUACGGCAGGUUCACAGCCCGGGAGUCUAGCCGAAGCUGCACUCAGUACAGCAGACUCAGAGUUGGAGGCCGCAAAACAGGACCUGUUGCGAGGAGGAGCUGAUCGACAUAUUCAUUUGAGCCCAGUCAAGCGGAAACGCAACGACAGCUCGCAGUCCAGCGUCGUGACCAGUGCUAGUAACAGGUCAUCGGCUUACGGCUGGGGCAGUGACCUCAGAGAGAAGCUGUCGAACAUGAAGUCAGCGAGUGCAGGGCAACCAAAACCCUCACGCUCGCCAGUCCGCAAGAAGACGCGCUUCGUCACGGAAAAGGGCAUUCGUGAAGCUGGGAGGGAAAGCCUGGGCAUGGAUCUUUCUACGAGGCAGAUUGCCAUGGAAGAUGACGAUGAUGAACUGGAAAUCAUCCACUGA
Messenger RNA from Beauveria bassiana ARSEF 2860, 2319 nucleotides. Its product is annotated as primase zinc finger protein. Gene Ontology annotation, cellular component: nucleus; replication fork protection complex. The transcript has a single exon. The record is from RefSeq and is a predicted model, not a curated record. The coding region runs from base 1 to 2319 and encodes 772 amino acids. Gene Ontology annotation, molecular function: DNA replication origin binding; single-stranded DNA binding. Gene Ontology annotation, biological process: DNA replication; DNA replication initiation. NCBI's taxonomy places the organism in Eukaryota, Fungi, Ascomycota, Sordariomycetes, Hypocreales, Cordycipitaceae.